Amphibalanus amphitrite is the source of this 9084-nucleotide messenger RNA. It is a transcript of the gene Epg5, whose product is annotated as ectopic P granules protein 5 homolog. The record is from RefSeq and is a predicted model, not a curated record. Bases 42 to 7865 code for a protein of 2607 amino acids. NCBI's taxonomy places the organism in Eukaryota, Metazoa, Arthropoda, Thecostraca, Balanomorpha, Balanidae. The transcript is spliced from 34 exons. Gene Ontology annotation, biological process: autophagosome maturation. Gene Ontology annotation, cellular component: cytoplasm.
CCAAUAGCUACCACUUUGCCUGCUGUCAGACUUCGGAGAGCAUGGAAGCUGUAAAGAAGCCAAAAGGGAAAUCAAAGACUAAGGUCCGUUCACAUCGCUGCCAACCUGGAGCAUCAGUGGUUGCACACAGUGAAGAAAUAAAAGACACUGAGGUUGACAUUAACAACCAACCGGUCAGUGAAGUGCAGGGUGAUGCUAAGGAUGCUGCCUCCCAUGACACUGGAUCUCUCACAGCUGAUGGCACAUCUCCAGAGAACACAGCGCACAGUGCUACAACAGACACUACGCAGCAGUCAUCAGGUGCAGUGGCUGAACUGGCAGAAUCCAUGGAGGCUACACACCUGCUGGAGACUGCUGCAGAUGCUGCUGUGUCAGUCAUUGCUCCAGGGCAGUCUGAGGACGCAGUGCCAGAGGAGCCCAGAGAUACUAUUGCUAAACAUUCCUCAGAUGCAUCAGAUGCAGUGCUAGGCCGGCAGGUGGAUGCAGUGUCGGACCAGUAUGUUGAUGCGGCACCUCAGCAGUCUGGAGCCACGGUGCCAGCUGGCGAGCUGGUGUCACUCUGCUCCACUGACGCCAGUGAGACGUGCGGCUCGCCGUUCACCACGCUCACCAUGCCAGCGGCAGUGGAGCGGCUGUACCCUGAGCUGGAGACCCCGCCGGCGGAGGCAGACGAGCGCUGCUCCUGGCCACAGGAGCAGGAGGAGCAGUUCGAGCCGUCAGCGCCGGCGGCCGACGAGGCCGUGCCCCUGGCGCUCACCGCCAGUCAGGUGUCUAUCUCCGAGGGACCGUUCUCGUUCGAGACGGAGCAGAAGGACCCGCUGUCGUUCCUGGGUCGUGAUGUUGUGCCGAUGACGGACGCCCAGCUGGCCGACUUCUACCACAACGAGGAGCUGCGCCGACGCGACGAGUACGCCGCCCAUUUUGUGUCUCAAUACGGGCCGUCGGCGCAGCCUGAUGACGAGCUGGCCUCUCUGCUGGAGGGGUACCGGCGAGCGGGCUCGGCACUACGUGCGGCCGCCCGACGUCAGGCGCAGCUGCACUCCGAUUACGAGUCGCGUCGGUCAAAGUGCUGGGAGCUGGUGCGGAAGACGGUGCGCGGUGAGGCCGAGUGUGACGAUGGUCGAACGCUGAGUGCUACACACGAGUUCCGCAGUGCGUCUCUGGACUCGGUGGCGCUACAGAGCCUGCGCGAGGCGCUGUCGGCGCUACGGCGUCUUCUCUAUGACGAGUACGGUCUGCACGCGUACAGCGUGCUGCUGGCGCGCCUGCAGGUGGAGACGUACCUCCACACGACCGUGGGUCGCCUACCGGAGGUGACCGCGCCGCCGCCGGCCGCUCCGCGUCUCCACUACGAAACCCCCGGCCAGGAGGCGGCGGCCGCGGCGCUGCGCGCCUGUUGCGCCGUGCUAUUCGCUCAGCAGCGGCGGCGUGCCGAGACCGUGUUCACGCAGCAGACGCGGCGCUGGCUGCUGCAGGUGGCGGCGCCGCUGCUGCGACUCGGCACCGUCAACGACCACCUGUUCGUGCUGCACCAGGCGCUGCGGUGUCCGAGCGGCUCGGCCGGCUGGACGGCGGCGCUGCUGCAGCCGCCGCGGCCCGACCUGCCGGCCGGCCUGGACCACGCGCUCACCGUGCUUGCCGCCCUGCUCUCCCCCGUCAGGGAGCGGGACAAGUUCCUCGUUCAUCUGCACGGCUCGGCGCCGGACCCCGAGCAGCGGGAGGACGGGGAGGACGAGGAAUGGGUCCUCCUCGAGGACGAGGACUCGGAGGCCGAGAAGACGGCCGGCUUCGUCAAAUUGCAGGAGGCCGACCUGGUGACUCUGUUCAACCAGCUGCCGUGGGGUGCCGUGGUGCGCCACCUGCUGCGGAUGGGUCGCGGCCCGGACGGCGGAGACGUGUAUAACGCGGCCGUCUCCAGUUCUUCCGACAUCCUGCGGCUGUUUGCCUGCGCCUCGCAGAUCAUCGGUCUGCUGGCGGCCGGACUGGCAGAGUACAGCGGCGCCGCGCACAAGCAGCUCAACAAACGGAUGUGCCACCAGCUGCUGCACCUGGUUCAUUACGUCACCGACCACUGGGAGAGCUACAUCAUGGCGUCGGCCGACGACAUGGCCACCCGGGGCCGGCUGAUGGUGGAGUACGACAGUUUCAUGUGCCGCUCGGCCGUGAGCGUGCUCUGCUCUCCACGUCUGGCCGUCUGGCACUUUCUGGCCAGUUUCCCGUUCGGCCGGCUGACAGCCCGCACCUCUUGGCGCCUGCUGUGGCUGUUCCACACGUCCGGACGGCCCCAGGAGACGGCAGACAUGCCCGCCGUGCCGCACGAUCAGGACGAUGUGUGGGCGGCGGAGAUUUUCUCUCCGACCUUCCACUCGCUGUUCGUCCACCAGCUGGUACACAUGAGUCAGUCCGAGGUGUACUUCCGACUGACGGCGCUGGCCAACAUGGCCAUGGCCCGCGACGCCAGGGAGAGGACAUUCAUCAAGGCGGUGACGCGAGAUCUGGUUCAGGUAUCUUUCGUGACACCGACGACUCGUGAGCUAUGCUCCCGGUCGGGCCGAGACCUGCUGGCGGCCACCUGCACCCGACACCCGUUCGUCAUCUCAUACGUGCUCUCGCUGACUCAGGAGAACCUGCACACCAUGGGAAAGAGCGCACUGUUCCUGUUCUCGGGCCUGCCGCUGGGCCUGUGGCGGCCGUCCGGCUCCGACCUGGCCCAAGUGUGCGCCUGGCUCACCGACCACGCCGUCGACUCGGUCGAGAGCGGUCUGGCGCAGCUGGUGCUCGCCCGGCUCGACUGGGACGUGCGUCCGUACAGCGGCCAGCUGACGCUGCCGGCCGAGUUUCACCGCCGCGCCGCGCUGGCGACAGUUGGAGCUCAGGCGGCGCGCGCGCCCGAGCUCAGCCGCGCGCCGGGACUGGUCGGCGAGGGGCGCAGACAGGCCGGCGCGCUGGCGGCGCUCGUGGCCGACAGCGCCGAGCGCAGGUUCCAGGACUGGGCGUGGGCACAGGUGGCGCGUCUGAAGCUGCACGCGGUGGAUCAGCCGGACGCGGCCGGAGGACGGACCGAAAUGAUGGCUCGGCUGCCGCGGCCCGAUGACCCGGAGGUGUCCGCUCUGGAGGAGGCACGCCGCCGGGACCAGCCGCUCGCCUGUUACGCCACACUGCUGAUGACCUCUGAGGGCCACAGUCUGCCUGCUCUGCACGGCAGCGGGCUGUCCCGGCUGGCCGGUCUGGUGAGCUGCGGCCGGCCGGCGGCCGUCGCCCACCUGCUGGAGGUCAUCCUGCCGCUGUUUGUGGGGAGCGCGGAGGAACUGUGUGCCGGCCCGCUGCCGUCCCUGCUGCAGACUAUCGUCUCAGCCGACCAGACCUACCUGCGGAUGAUGAAGCAGCUGGUGACGGCCAGCCAGCCGGGCCCGCUGAUUCUCCAAGUGGCUGGUGUGAUCGAGGGCCACGUCACCGCGCCGCGCUGCUACGGCCAGCCGUCGGCCGAGCCUCUGGUGGCGCUCUGGCUGCGGGCGCUUACAUGUCUGCCUGGCUGGAGUCGCGAGCCGGCGCUGCUGUACCUGCUCAACCAGCUGCUCAGAGCCGCCUUCUGCCGACCGCCGGCCCGAAAACGAGCCGAGAACAUCGUCUCCGAGCUGAUCGCGACGGAGAGCGGGGCGCGCCAGUCGGCUGGUCUGGCCUCGCUGCUCUCCUGGGUGUCUGGCGGCGCGCUGCAGCCGCUCCUGCCGGCUGCCUCGCUGCCAGAGGUGCCCUGGCUCGCCUGGUUCUGGUUGCGAGCCGAGACACGCGCAGAGGUGGACUCGGGACUGUGGCACGACCUGAUCGCCACCCUGUGCGAGGACCGCCGGCUGCCGCUCGACCAGGCGCUCAAGCGCGUGUGCAGCCAGCAGCGGCUCCCUCAGACACCCGUACAGCAACUGGCGCUGUACCGGUGGGCUCAGCAGGCGCUCGACACAGACCUUGACUGUCCGCUGCUGCCCGCCCUCUGGCAGCACUUCUUCAGCCUCUACCUGGCCAGGGUCUACGACGUCAACGGCCGUGACCUGGGCAGCGCGGGCGACCGGUUCAUGGAGGGACUGGUGAACGUGCAGUACAUGAAGCGGCUGAAGCGGCGACUGCAGGAGACGGCCGAACACUACACGACGCGCGCCGAGGAGGCCGGCACCCGCGAGGGGCACGUCAUUGACGGAGAGGUGGAGCAGCUCCAGCGGCUGGCGCGUCUGUUGGGCACGUUCUCGCUCUGGUUGGAGGAGCCGCGGCUACACCGUCCGGACGUCUCUCUACCGGACCUGCCGGCCACCUACAACCCCAGCAAGCUGAUCGAACUGCUCGAGAACGCUCCGCUGGGCGAGGUGUGGGAGGAGUACAUCAACUACUGGGCCGAGUCGCGGCUCAGCGACGCCUGCCUGCGUCAGCGGGUGGCCAGUCACCACGACCACCGGUCGGGAGGCGCGGCCGGCGGGGUGACGCCCGUGCGCAGUGACGACACGCCCGCGCACCGCAUCGUCAAACGUCUGCAGUCGUACGACGCCCGGGUCGGACCGCCGCCCCUACAGCGGUUGGACACCCCGGUGCCCCGGCAGACAGCGGCCAUGUUCGGGGGACCGGAGGCGGCGCUCGGCGCACUGCGACAGCCGUUCGCUGAGCUCGCUAAAUACGCCAGGCGGUUCACGUGCGAGUCUGCCGAGCACUCGUCGCUGGACGGCCAGUACCUGGAGCUGCUACCGGAGCUGUACACCAACGAGCUGACCCAGGUGGUGGAGAGGAUACGGUGCGAGCCGCCGGGCCGCGCCGCGCCGCCCGACCACCGCUGCUCCGGGCCGGCCACCGUCGUACUGGAGUGUGAGACGGCGCGUCUGGACGGCGGUGUGUAUCACCGGAUCGACGAGAAUCGCCAGCAGGCGGAGCGGCUGGAGCGGACGGCCAUGGCCGACCCGCCGCCGCCGCUCGGCGCCGCCGCAGUCACCAUCGAGACGUUCAUCAAGUCUUUGGUGCGGCGGUACCGGCAGGACGGUUCGUUCCCGACUCAGCUGCAGCGGAUCGGCUCCAGCCUAUUCCACCACGUGGUAAACGCCACCACUGAGGAGGCGCUCCAGUGUCCGGCCGUGGACCAGCUGCUCACCGCCUGUCUGCAGGUGCUGGGACAGACGUUCAUCCAGCAGCACCCGUCCGAGUGCGGUCCGCUGCUCGACCUGCUGCUGCGCCCCCCGGCCCGCGUUAGCUGUCCCACCGAGCGACUGGCUGAACAUUUCACCCCGGCGGCCGCCGACCCCGACACAUACGUCCGCCUGUACGGGACUGUGGUCAGGGUCGGCCGGGACAGGGCUGAGCUGAGCUGCCUGCUGCUUGACAGGUUCGGCCUGGAGUCGUGGCUGUCCUCGCGUCGUCCGUCACUCUCCCAGCGCUCUGCCCUCAUCUCCGCCCUGGUAUCCGCUCUGACCGAGCUGGGCGCGCACCCCGAGCGUCCUGACUGGUCGGCGCUACACGCGCUCUACCGGCGCCACCUGGACACGCUGCACCGGCACCAGUUUCCCGAGCACUACGGAGAGAUCCUGCAGCGUCUGCUAGACGCCAGCCGCGCCGGACAGCUCAGUCCCAUGUGCUGGUUUGACUUUGUCAACGUACUGGCGGCGGGUGUGGUCACAUUCACGCCGCAGAUGGAUGCAGUGCAGCGCAGGAGAGCGGUGGCGGCCCUGGCAGAGCGACCGGGGCCGCUGAGACCGCAGGAGGCGUUGGACACGUGCCGGCUGCUGUCGACGCGGCUGCUGCAGGAGCGGCUCGAGGCCGGCCUGUACGGCCUCUACCCGCGCUACAAGCUAUACACGGCACCCCUGGCAGCACUGCUCGGAUUGGUGGCCUCGGCGGCUGUCAUCGGCGCCAUUCAGAGAGACCGCGGGUCGCUCUCCGACAAACUGAUGUCGGAGCUGUGGUUCAUGCUGCGCGACACCUUCUGUCCGUGGCUGUGGCCGCUGCCGCUGUCCGACGGCCGGGUGCGCCAGCAGUGCGCCGGCUGGCUGCAGCAAUUGGCCGCCGACCGGCAGCACCUGGCCGCCUGGAUCCCUGGCGAUGGGCCGCACGCGCAGAUGAUGCUCGAUAUGUUCCUGCACUGCGUGCUGCUGCUGCAUAACACUCUGCCCGCUGGCCGUCCGGCGCUAUCCCACCUAUGGGAGCACUACUGCUCGGUGGUGGCGGUGCCGUCGGUACAGGAGCACGUGCGCGCCCUGGUGCAGGCCGAGCUGCUGACACUGCCCUGGGACCGGCUGGCGCCUCAGCUGCACGACACGGAGCGGAUCGCCCAGCUGCUGGAUGUGUACCUGCCCGAGGCACACUCGUUCACCGCGCAGGUCGUAGUGCAGCUACCUUGGAAGGAGGUCGUUGAGGCGUACGACCGCGAGAGUCCCACCGGGAGCGUACGACUGCACGCCUGUCUCUUCAACAUACUCAUCAAAGUGUCCUUCGAGCCGAAAAUACGACAGUCGGGCGCCCUGUUUCUGCUGCUGAGUCGAGCCGAGGCGUUCAGCUGGCACCUGCUCGACGCGGCCACCUACCAGCGCGUGCUCGGCUGGUACAUCAUGUCCUGUGACCCGGCCUCGGUGCUGGAGACAGAGGCCCGAGAACCCGUCGACGUGGCGCUCAUGGGAUUCCUGCAGGUGGCGGCUGGUCACGUGGCCUCUGCCGAGCGACUGCAUCCGGAGACGGCCAAGAAGCGUGCUGCCUACACCUCCGGCCUGGUGCGCAUGCUGGCCAACGUGGCGGCCACCAACAAGGCGCUAGUGAACUCUCAGAGACACGGCUUCACGCGGACGCUGCUGAGACUGCUGCGGGAGACGGAGGCCAUCGUCGGCCGCAUGUCUCCCGACGAGGGGUUCCGAGAGGCGGCGCCUCUGAUGCGCGAGCUCCUGCAGUGUGUCGGCUCGCGCACUCCGCCUCCUCUCCAGGACCUCUGCGCCGAGCGGCUCGUCAAAUGGGUGUCGGAGGAGAGCGGCUGCGUACUGCUCUGUCCCAUGCUCAGGGUAUCGGGGACCAUCGUACACGACAUGCGCCAUCUUUCCAACUUUUGGGAGGCCAUCAUUACGUCACUCUUCGCCAGGGAGUCGGGAGCCGAGUGGCCGGACCUGUGUCGACUGGCCGAGUUCCCCGAUCAGUCCGUGUCUCGGCUGCUGUCGACCAGUGUGGCGUCCGGUAACCUGCUGGUGGUACACCUGUACCUGCUGCAGCGCCGGGACGCCGACGCCGAGCCGGCGCCGCUGGCAGCCGCCGCCGCCGGCUGGGUGACCGAGGUCACCGCGCUAAGGGAGGCAGCCGAGCCAAAGCUGUGCCUGCUGCUGCACCAGACCCUGUGGCUGUUGGAGCGUCUGGCGGACGCCGGUCGGCUGCCCGAGCUGUGCCGGCACGUGCGGACGGUGGCCGGCGCGCUGCUGCUCUGGGGCGAGGACCGCGACAACAGCGGCCUGCUGGGAGCCAUCGGACUCGGCCGGCGCUCCACGCUGUCGCCGCAGUUCCGGCUGUUGUGCCGCGCACUGGCCGCCCUGCUGCUCUGUCAGCUGUGGACUGACGGCACUGUGACGCUGGAGCCGCGUCCCGCCGAGGCAGAGCCCACGGAUCGGCUCUCCAGUGAUAGCUCCUCGUCAGGCUCGGACAGCAAGUGGGGCCUGCCGCGCGGCCUCAUUCCAGAGGCGUACGCCGCGUUCGAGCGUCUGACGGCGCUCCGCUCGCGGCGCGAGUACGCCGCCCACCUGCAGAUCCUGGAGGAGGCCGUGGCCGACGUGCUGAGCACCACCACCACACUGCGCUCCUGCCGGAGAGUGCUGCGUGAUGUGGUGCGCCGCACCUACCAGGAGCGCUGCCUGCACCAGCUGCUGUGACCAGAGCGCUGUCUGUAACAGCUGCUGUGACCGGGGCACUGUCUGCACCAGCUGCUCUGACUAGAGCGCUGUCUGUGACCAACUGCUGUGACCGGGGGCACUGUUUGCACCAGCUGUCUGCACGAAUUUGCCUACACCCACUGUUGUGAAGCUGUCUUUGGCAGCGUUUCGUUAUUUGAUUCCCGAGUGGAAUUUGCCAGUGUGAGAGAUAGCCAAUGGAUCUCUACUGCCUGUGACCUGAGAGCUGAGUUGGUGAGAAAACGUUAGAGCCGGUGCGAGUUAGAACCCGGCCGAACCGAACCGGACCUACGGAUGCCAGUUUUAACUGUGAUAGUCCGGUCAGAGAGGCGGCGGGGACCCUUACGAUUCUAGUCGGCCGACCAUGGCUGCCGGAUAGUGUUCUAAUCAACACUACCUGGCCAGAGGGAUCCAGGCCUUUAUCGGAUGAUAGUGAGUGUGCUGCUGACAGUAUGGGUAAAUUCAACAAUGCUUUCUACUGCACAACAUGGUAUAUUGGCCGGUGAGCUUGAUCAGUAUUGUCUAUGCAAGUGUAUGCGCCAGAAACGCGGUGUGAAUAUAUAUAUCUAAAAUGAUAUGCUUAUGGGUACACUGUCGAUAGCCUUGGUUUAAUUUAAUGAUCACUUAUUCCAUGCUUAUGUGCUGUCAUUUCACCAUAGCAAUAUGUGUUGUGUGAUUUCUGUCGCGUUUCUCAUGGUAGUCAUUUGUACAACUGUGCGACCGGGCCGGUGAAUGGGCCCCAGUAAUGCGACGGCUGCUAGCGACUGGCCCAGACUGGCGCGGUGGUUGUGCCGAAUUAUCGCCGUUCGCUGGCGUCACGUCAUGCCGGAGGCGGCCGUUUCGCUGCCCGCCUCCUGGGGAGGGGCACUGAGCCCGACUGCCCCCCCCCCCCCGUCCCCGCCGCGGGGGUCGGGGCAGCCGUUUUCCGCAUAUGUCUUGUGUAUUUGUGAUUGUCCAUGGGGAAGUGCAUUAAUCUUCGUAAAGAGCUUUCAGCGGUGAGUGUGCACCGGGACUGCGCUGGCGGUGCGCGGGGUAACGCUGCCGACUAUAUUGUGGUGUAAGUACCGUUGGACCGAUGGGGGCUGUAUGGAGUUAUUGACCCGGGGUCUGUCUGACGCUCGGCCCGCCGCACUGGGCACAGCUACACGCAGUAAUUUUGUGUGGUUGCAUGAUACAGAAUUUAUACACAUGUCUACAUUUG